AUGUCCGGCCGAGGAGGACGAGGCGGCCGCGGCGGUCGCGGUGGCGGGGGCGGCUUCGGCGGAGGACGGGGUGGUCGUCGCGCCGUAGCCGCCAACAGCGUUCCCUGGCAAAUGGACCCAACCAUCGCACUCGACGGCAAACCCUCGGAGCUCUUUCCCCCUUACAACGUUCCCAAAGCGCCCCUCCUGACAAAAAAAGACGACCGACAAGUCUCUUUUUUCUUAUCCUUCCGCGAACAAAACCACGACUCGCCGCUGUACACGCAAUCCCGAACCUGGGCGACGACGGAGCUCACGACCACUUCCUCCAGUCUCUUCGGGAGCUCGGCAAAAGCGACCAUCGAUAUUUUUGAGGAUGGCGUGCCGAGUUACUCCCACAAGUUCCAGCAGAAGGAAAGGACGCUGCCGGAGCUGGCGUCACGGCCUUUUGCUAAAGAGUUUUUUCCAAAGGAGCUGCAUGCGACGCUUGAUGGUGUUGAUGGUCCGGGGGCGUCGAAACGGCGCAAGCUUGCUGGACCGCAAGAAGGCGAGCCGAAUUACCAGCGAGCACUGCAGUUGUUGGCGAUGGUGGAGAAGAAGGGCGAAGACGGCGAGGACGCGGCGGGCAUUCUUACGGAUGACGAUGAGGAUGAUUGGGUCAAGAAUAACGAGGAUGAGGACGGCAAUCCGGUUGCGGAGGAGGAUGACGACUUUGAGGAGGACAGUGGCGACGAUUAUAAUGCUGAGCAGUACUUUGAUGGGAAUCAGGAUGAUGACGAUUAUGGUGAUGAGGGUGGGGAUGAGGGCGGUGGUGGGGAUUACUACUAG
This is a messenger RNA of Sordaria macrospora k-hell, 807 nucleotides long. The record is from RefSeq and is a predicted model, not a curated record. Lineage: Eukaryota; Fungi; Ascomycota; Sordariomycetes; Sordariales; Sordariaceae.